Molecule: messenger RNA, 2993 nt
Organism: Macrosteles quadrilineatus (aster leafhopper)
Lineage: Eukaryota; Metazoa; Arthropoda; Insecta; Hemiptera; Cicadellidae
Exons: 7
Coding region: 197-2599 (800 amino acids)
Source: RefSeq, a predicted model, not a curated record
GGAAAUGUGAAAACGAAAAGUGAUAAAAACGAAAAGCCGACAAACGACGCGUCGCGUCACGCGUCAGUCAAGUUAAGUGUCAAGUUGUAUAAACUCUAUAACAAAUGCAAAGAGUUGCUAAUAUUUGGCUAAGCUUCUACUGUUAAAUCGAGGUCUUCAUGUUUUUAGAGAAAAAGUCAUCUUACUGAAGUUCACCAUGGCUGGGUAUAAUUGGCCAGGAAUGUCGAGAGAGGAUUGGAUAAUGUCCUCGUCUCAAACAGUAAUAGAAUAUAGUAACCAAGAGAGUCAAAAUCAGGGUACACGAAGUUACUCAGCGAAUGCACCGCCUGCACCUACCCAGGCUCCUACGCUCUCCAGUAACUUUGAAGAAUUAGUUCAACUACAACUUCAAAUGCUUAACAAACAACCUCCGGUUUUAACUGACAAAUACGGCGGGCAACAAACACAACCUUUAUCUUCUUUCGGUCCCCCGAAGUCUCUUCAAGACAACUCUAUGGGCGAUAAAUACAACCCAUUUGUAGAAGACAAUGAUGAUGACAUGGAGAUUUCGGAUGAGGAGAAAGAAUCUCAUAAUUCAAUUGUUGAGAGAAAAGAAGCUCAGACAAAAACUAAAUCAGAGUUUAUUGAGAGACCAAUUAUAAAUGAUUUAGAGAUAAAAUCGGGUGCUGCUUUUUACCAGGGUUUGAUCCUCUUCCUGCCGCCUUUUGAGCAACUGGCACAUUCCUACAGAGGCUCUCCUGCUUUAAAAAUUCUGUACGCCUCAUUCGAGUUCAGUUUCAAAAAGCCUGUAAAGAUUGAGACAAAGCCAAGAGAAAACGAGCCUACUGUAAGUGAUUCAACUGUCUACUUCAAAGACCACUUUCUCGCUUCUGGUUCAGGCCAUGCUCCGCACCUAGAGGCAAGUGUGCGAGCCCUAGAGCUACUAAGCGAGACCUGCUACACCAUUCAGGCUAAAGAAGAUUAUUUUCUGAAGUGCAAACUUGUUAACGCAGAAACUAUGAAGACUCUAAAUUUGAAGAAAUGGGAAGCAUUAAGUGAGAAAUAUCCGAACAUUGUCGAGGCAACAAAGACCAGUCAUAUUCAGAAGACAUUUGCAGUUUUCCUGGACAGCCACACAAGUACUGGGGCUUACGAGGAUAUUGUCUGUUGCAACCUAACUCGGCAAGACGUCAAUAACAUUAAAAGUGUCGUAGAGUUUUUCAAUCUGACUAUGCUGCCGUGUUCAAUAUCUACAAACCUGUCCAAGAAGAAUACACCGUGCGUGGUCACCAUACAGAAGUACACCUCGGCAAAGAAACUUCUCGACAUCCUCAUUGCAUGUGGCGGUGAGAAUGAGAAAUUCAAACUGUUCCCGCCCGACACCUUCAAAGACUUCUACAAGUUGCAUCCAAAGUACUGGGACAAAAACCUAUCAAUGGUACCGGGAAAUAACAUACUUGCUACGAAAACCACACUCGAUGAUACCAGUUUGCAAGAAAUGAUUAUGGCACCAUAUAAAAGUCUUAUAUCAGAUUUGUUUGUAAAAAACAAGACUUUACCUAAAAAGGAAAACGUAAAGGAUGAUGUAGGUUUAAGGAAAGCGGGUGACGACUUUAUGAAAUCCACCUUUCAGAUCGACAUGGUACAGAGUAAAAAUAAAGCACCAGUGGAAAGAAUGACUCUGCUGUUGAAUUAUAUGGAACAACUACAAGAAUACGGGAGCAGAGUGUUAACUUCAGGAAGAGCAGAUAUGAUAAAGAUCUACCACAAUGCCAUUGAUAAUGUCCGUAAGGAUCUAGAGGAAUGCAGAAAAGACAUUGAAAAAGAACAGAAAGACAAAGAAAAAGUGGUAGCAAUCAAGAGUAAAGAAACCUCACAAACUUCUACAAGAUCUAAAUCUCCAUCCACCAGGAAGAAAAGUCCUCGCAGACGGUCAAGAUCUCCUAGUAAAAAGAGUCACGUAAAUGCGAGGAGAUCUCCCUCUCCAAGAAGGAAGGCGAGGUCCAAGUCUCCCAGGAGGGGUCGAUCUCCUCCAAGAUCAUCUCCGAUCAGACACAACAGGUCUCGUCGUUCUCCUUCACCUAGAAAACGACGAUCUCCUUCGCCCAGGAGGAAGCCGAGGUCUCCGCCAAGGAGAGCCAGGUCAAAGUCUCCAAGGAGAGUUCGAUCUCCCCUGAGGUCUUCUCCGCCCAGAAGAAAAUCUCCACAACGCGAUGUCAACAUCACGAUUUUUAGAGACCAAUUGAGUAGAUACAUAGAUAUUUUGCGAAGGUUUCGCAUUGAAAUUGAAGACACUCCAAUUGAGCGAAGGAAUUUGUUGAAGGACAAAAGUCUGUCUCUUAGAGAGCAGCUAACAAAAUUUAGAGAACGAGUGAGAGAUAAUUUUACUGACCUGGGUGAAUUCCAGUACGAAAUAGAACUAUGUGUGGACGAGUGUAUGGAACAGACUGACAUGAUCAAUGGAAAACCUGGACCAAAUGACUUACCACCUCCCCACAUGAUGCCUUCCUAUGACCCGAGAGCUAGUUUGUCAAAUUCACUACCUUUACCACCUCCUUUCCCCUCCAUGGCAUCACAGUUCCUUCCUCCAGGAGAUAUGUAUCACCGCCCUCCUUACUGAACUUAAAACGGUAUCUGUAUUUGUCUGUAAGAUUGGUAGUUUAGUCCACAGUUUACAGUAUUCAGCUUCAGCUCCUGUCCAACAGCAAGAUUUUAACUCAGUGAUAAUUUUUAAACUAAUGGAAUCAUUAAAUUUACUUAUCUUUCAAAAAGUAUCUAUACGUUUAUUGGUUUAUGCGUUCUUUCACAGAUGUUUGUCGUGAGCAUAAUACUGUGUCCAUACAGUAAAAUGAAAAUAAUAUAAUAUUUUUUUAUAGAGAUUGUAUUGAAAUGAUUUAACAGAUUAAUAUGAAUCUAUUUCUGUUUAUGUCAAGUUGGUAAUCUUUUUUUACUAUAAUGUACAUAAUUUUAGUUUGUAAUAUUGCAUUUGAUAUGUAAUUAAAUAGUUUAACGGA